AUGAAGUUAGCAGUAUUCAUUUUUGCACUUGCUGCUCUGUUCGGAGCAGAAGCCAUUACGUUUACAAGAUGUCAAUUGGUUCACGAAUUAAGGAAUCAAGGCUUUCCAGAGAAUAAACUGAGGGAUUGGGUGUGUCUGGUUGAAAACGAGAGUAGCCGUAACACAGCCAAAGUGGGAAGAGUGAACAAGAAUGGUUCCAGGGACUACGGUCUCUUCCAGAUCAACGACAAGUACUGGUGCAGCAAUACGAACACUGCCGGAAAAGACUGCAAUGUCACCUGUGCGCAGGUGACAACGGACGACAUCACAAAAGCUGCAACCUGCGCCAAAAAGAUCUUCAAGCGCCAUGGAUUCAACGCGUGGUAUGGUUGGAAGAACCACUGCCAAGGCUCUCUCCCUGACAUAAGUUCUUGUUAA
Molecule: messenger RNA, 417 nt
Organism: Pieris macdunnoughi
Lineage: Eukaryota; Metazoa; Arthropoda; Insecta; Lepidoptera; Pieridae
Source: the annotation of a GenBank genome assembly